AUGGCUUCACCCAGCAACUGCUCCACUGCUCCAGUCUCUGAAUUUCUCCUCAUCUGCUUCCCUAACUACCAGAGUUGGCAGCACUGGCUGUCCCUGCCCCUCAGCCUCCUCUUCCUUCUGGCCAUGGGGGCCAACGCCACCCUCCUGAUCACCAUCCGGCUGGAAGCGUCUCUGCACGAGCCCAUGUACUACCUGCUCAGCCUCCUCUCCCUGCUGGACAUCGUGCUCUGCCUCACCGUCAUCCCCAAGGUCCUGGCCAUCUUCUGGUUUGACCUCAGGUCCAUCAGCUUCUCUGCUUGCUUCCUCCAGAUGUUCAUCAUGAACAGUUUCCUCCCCAUGGAGUCAUGCACAUUCAUGGUCAUGGCCUAUGAUCGCUAUGUGGCCAUCUGCCACCCACUACGAUACUCAUCUAUCAUCACUAACCAAUUUGUGGCCAAGGCUAGUAUCUUCAUUGUCACAAGAAAUGCCCUUCUCACUGCACCCAUUCCUAUUCUCACCGCCCAGCUCCAUUAUCAUGGAAAAAAUGUCAUUGAGAACUGCAUCUGUGCCAACCUGUCUGUGUCUAUGCUCUCCUGUGACAAUUUCACCCUGAACAGAAUCUACCAGUUGGUGGCUGGUUGGACCUUACUGGGCUCAGAUUUCAUUCUCAUCUUCCUCUCCUACACCUUCAUCCUAAAAGCUGUGCUUAGAUUCAAGGCUGAGGGGGCUGCAGUCAAAGCCCUGAGCACAUGUGGCUCCCACUUCAUCCUCAUCCUGUUCUUCAGCACCAUCCUGCUGGUUGUGGUGUUGACUAAUGUGGCCAGGAAGAAGGUCCCCAUGGACAUCCUCAUCCUACUCAAUGUCCUUCAUCACCUCAUUCCCCCUGCCUUGAACCCUAUUGUAUAUGGGGUUCGGACCAAAGAGAUAAAACAAGGAAUUCAGAAAUUGCUGCAUAGAGGGACGUGA
Pteronotus mesoamericanus is the source of this 945-nucleotide messenger RNA. Its product is annotated as olfactory receptor 56A1. Gene Ontology annotation, biological process: G protein-coupled receptor signaling pathway. The record is from RefSeq and is a predicted model, not a curated record. Gene Ontology annotation, molecular function: olfactory receptor activity; G protein-coupled receptor activity. NCBI's taxonomy places the organism in Eukaryota, Metazoa, Chordata, Mammalia, Chiroptera, Mormoopidae. The transcript has a single exon. Gene Ontology annotation, cellular component: plasma membrane. The coding region runs from base 1 to 945 and encodes 314 amino acids.